Molecule: messenger RNA, 5473 nt
Organism: Spinacia oleracea (spinach)
Lineage: Eukaryota; Viridiplantae; Streptophyta; Magnoliopsida; Caryophyllales; Amaranthaceae
Product: pentatricopeptide repeat-containing protein At1g06710, mitochondrial
Exons: 4
Coding region: 299-3301 (1000 amino acids)
Molecular function (GO): protein binding
Source: RefSeq, a predicted model, not a curated record
AUCGUGGAGAGUAGUGUUAAGUUGUUAACCCAAGCACCGAACUAACCCUUUUCCUAUACUUCGUAGUAGAAAUUUAGAACACGAGCCUAAAGCCCAAAGGGCGUCCUUCCUCCUUUCCCCAAAUUGAGGAUGAAUUUGGGGCAAAAAUGUUCAAACUUUUUCCCAGAAAUUCAAUUAACUCGCUCUUAGGUAAUUAUCUCUGCCCCAAUUGUAAAAGUCUUGGGUCCGACACCAAGGAAAACAAAGAAUUUCAAGCAUAAUUUUGAUAACAUCAUCUUGAAAAAUCAUCCUCUAAAGAAUGAGCAAAAAAUUGCUGGGAUUGACUCUAAACAGGUCAUCUCUGCUGUUUUCGACAUUUUCUUCAAACCCUUAUUCAUUUGUCUCCGAUCAAGUUCGAUUUAUUCACCUUUUCUACACACACUUCAAGUUCUUCAGUAGUAGCAACCAUUCUUCAAAGGGUACCCUUGGGGGAUUGAUUGAUUCUGAUUAUCUGCCGACAUCAAGCAGCUACCUUGAAGAGACACAUUCCAGCGAAGAAUUUUCACUCUUACGUGACUGCUUUAUCUGCUCCUCAGAUUCUUCAUUGCUGGAAGUAGAGCAAGGUAAAUUCUCAGCUGAUGCUGUAUUGAUUUCAAGUGCAAUAAAUGAGAGUAACAAUGUGUUUGAGUUUAAAACCCAAAACUGUCUUCGGAAGUUUAGGGACAAGCUCAGUGAACUUUUAGUGACUGAUGUAUUGAAGCUUGUUAAGAACCCUCAGUUGAGUGUUCAGUUUUUCUUAUGGGUUGGUCAGCAAGUUGGGUAUAAUCAUACUACUCGAGUUUAUGAUGCACUGUUGGAUGUAAUUGGGUGUGAUCAGAAUGACAGAAUACCCAAACAUUUUCUCCAUGAGAUUCAGGAUGAUGAUAAGGAGGUUCUUGGAAAACUGCUUAACUUUUUGGUUAGGAAGUGCUGUCGAGAUGGGAGGUGGAACGUGGCCUUGGAGGAGCUUGGGAGGCUGAAGGAUCUUGGUUACAAACCAUCCAGGUUAACGUAUAACGCUCUUGUUCAGGUAUUUUUGGAAGCUGAUAGGUUAGACACUGCCCAUUUACUUCAUAUAGAGAUGUCAAAUGUUGGGUUUAAAAUGGAAAUCUCUACGUUGAAUUGUUUUGCACAUGCUUUGUGUAAGGCUGGAAAGUGGAGUGAAGCCCUUGAUUUGGUAGAGAAGGAAAACUUUGUCCCUGACACUAAACUUUAUACGACGAUGAUAUCUGGUUUAUGUGAAGCUUCUCUUUUUGAUGAAGCCAUGGAUUUUUUGAACAAAAUGAGAUGCAGCUCUUCAUUGCCCAAUGUAUUAACAUACAGGGUUUUGCUUUGUGGGUGUUUGAGGAAAAAGCAACUCGGUAGGUGUAAGAGAAUAUUAACCAUGAUGAUUGCUGAAGGCUGUUACCCUAAUCGCAGAAUAUUUAAUUCACUUGUUCAUACAUAUUGCACUUCAAGAGACUAUUUUUAUGCUUAUAACUUGCUAGGAAAAAUGGCAAUUUGUGGUUGUCAGCCUGGCUAUCUGGUGUAUAACAUAUUUAUUGGUGGAAUUUGUUGUAAGGAGGAGCUACCUAGCGCAUAUGAGUUAGAAUUGGCAGAGCAAGCUUAUGCUGAGAUGAUUGACCGGGGGUUGGUGUUAAACAAGGUCAAUAUCAGCAGCUUUUCCAGAUGCCUUUGUGAGGCUGGAAAGUUUGACAAAGCAUAUAAUGUUAUUCGAGAAAUGAUGAGUAAGGGUUUUGUGCCAGAUUGCAGUACAUACUCAAAGGUUAUUGAAUUCCUCUGCAAUAACUCACAGAUUCAGAAGGCUUUUCUGCUUUUUGAAGAGAUGAAAAGAUCCAGCAUUGCUCCUGAUGUAUAUACUUACACUGUUCUGAUAGAUGGUUUCUGUAAGGCUGGUCUUAUGGCCCAAGCACAUAAGUGGUUCAAUGAAAUGAUUUUGGAUGGUUGUUCCCCUAAUGUGGUGACCUACACCACAUUAAUUCAUUCGUACCUUAAAGCACGCAGGAUAGGUGAAGCCAAUGAGCUUUUUGAGAUGAUGUUGUCAGAUGGAUGUAUACCAACUGUCGUGACUUAUACUUCUUUAAUAGAUGGUUAUUGCAAAGCAGGAAACAUUGACAAAGCUUGCCAAAUUUAUGAUAGGAUGAGAGGGCAAGAUAAUUUACCGGAUGUAGAUAUGUAUUUUAAGGUAAAAUCAUCUGAGAUGAGUGUGCCUAAUGUUUUCACUUAUGGAGCUUUGGUAGAUGGUUUGUGCAAAGCACACAAGGUAAAAGAUGCUCACAACUUACUGGAUGCAAUGUUUUCUGAUAGUUGUGAGCCAAAUCACAUUGUCUAUGACGCGUUGAUUGAUGGAUUUUGCAAGGCUGGAGAGCUUGAUAAAGCACAAGAGAUAUUUGUUAAUAUGUCUGAACGUGGAUACAGUCCUAACAUAUACACCUAUGCCUCUUUUAUUGACAAGAUGUUCAAAGAUAAAAGGCUGGAUCUUGCUUUGAAGAUCUUAUCGAAAAUGCUGGAAAGUAAUUGUGCUCCUAAUGUUGUAAUUUAUACUGAGAUGAUUGAUGGGUUGUGUAAAUCACAAAAGACAGAUGAGGCUUAUAAACUUAUGCUGAUGAUGGAUGAAAAAGGUUGCCCUCCGAAUGUUGUGACUUAUACUGCAAUGAUUGAUGGAUUUGGGAAAGCUGGUGAAAUUGAAAGAUGCCUUGAACUAUUCAACUUGAUGACUGAGAAGGGCUGUGCUCCAAACUAUGUGACCUAUAGGGUUUUGAUAAACCACUGUUGCUCUUUUGGCCUUCUAGAUAAGGCUCACCACCUUCUGGAGGAGAUGAAACAAACAUAUUGGCCUAUGCAUAUUGCAAGCUAUCAGAAAGUCAUUGAAGGAUUCAGCCAAGAAUUCAUUGCCUCACUGGGCCUCCGGGAUGUUUUAAGUGAUAACGAGUUCGUGCCUAUUGUUCCCGUUUACAAAGUUCUAGUUGAUAGCUUUUGUAAGGCAGGAAGACUGGAAAUAGCUGUACAAUUGUGUAAAGAUAUGUCAUCAUUUGCCUCCUUUCAUACAGUGACUCGUGUUUAUUCCUCUCUGAUUGAGAGUUUGUGUCUUGCAUCCAAAGUUGAUGAAGGUUUUGAGUUGUUUGGUGACCUGAUAACGAAUGGAGGAGUUCCAGAGCCAAGCAUAUUUUUCCACCUUAUCUUAGGGCUCAUUAAACUAAAUCGCUGGGAAGAAGCUCUUCAAAUUUCACAUAGCACAUGCCUGCUGGGUAUGAAGUGGCUCCCUUCUGAGGAAAAGGUUUAAAAGGAGUAACAACUGGUACUUGUAUUUUAGGCUUGAUGAUACUCAAAUGGCAACUCUUGGUCAACUUUGUUAAUUCCAGGUUGUGCUGCUAUUUAUUGGAGUUUUCACCAUUAUGGUAAUGGGUACUGUAAAGGAUGUGUGGUUUAUUCCAACGAAAGCAAACUAGUAAAAAGUUCUUUGAGUAUUAGUUCAAUCGAAGGGUACCAGGGAGGCAGGGACUGUUAGUCUCCACAGUGGAAAUCCACCAUCAUAAGAAGCAACGAAUUCUUGACUGAAGCUGGAAAUGAUGUGUUGACAUCAAGUAUCCUUAUUGACCGAGCACUCGAGGGGAUCUAUAGCUUGCUGUAGGAGUGGGAUGCUACUCCUCUCUCUUUCCUCCAUUUUCUUUUAGCUUCAUCAGGACUUAUGUAGAGCAUUAUCCUGGAUUGAGGGAAGAAGAGCAAGAAUGGCCUUUCUUGUCGUUGCUCCCUUUGGUACCAAAAUCAGGCUCCACACACCUCAAGUAGUUCCCUUGAGUUCAUUCACUGAUAGAUGUCAGCGGUGUUGAUCAGACUCUUCACAAGCUGUACUUGAGGCAUGAAGGAGGUAUGUUUAAUUUAUCCUCUAACAAGUAACAACUGGAAGCACAGCCUUCAAUAUGCUAAACCUUCUGACCCCGUUUUCACUCAUAAAUUAUUCACAUUGUUUGUAUGUUUGACUUCUGUAUGCUUGUCAACAUGAUUAUGUUACACAGAUUGUUUAUAGAUAGAAUGUUUCCUACCUGACCAUUGCAUUUUAUGGAUGUCCGCUUCCUCAUUAUAUUGUGUAUGAAAUCAAGAAAUUCAUAUCAGCCUAAACUAUUCAACCAUUUUCUCCCUUUUCGUUAUUUUUUCCAUUAUGUCAAUGUUCUAGUGCUGUUUCUCUACCAACUGCAUUUAUAUGUUUUCCCUCCGUUCUCUACUCACAUCAUUUUUUGAAUGUUUUAUUUUUAACCUACUGCCUUUUACUUACUAUUUUUAGACAAUGGACCCACCAUUUUACUCUCGCAUAGUCACAUACAUCACUUUAUGCAUGGCACAUCACAAGUUGCCUUUUAUCUCUGCUAAACUUGUAUGGGAGCAUUAGUAUGGAUGAAAAAGCAAGUGAGUAAAUUGGAAAAAAAUGGAGGGAUUGUCAGCACAAAAGGUAUGGUCAAGAUUAUGUAUGUGAAUAGUGUAAAAGUCAAAAUGUUGAAGUUAAAGAGAACAGAAGAAGUACAUUUUAGCAAUAACAUCUCCUACUUUUCAAAUUAUGAGACUGGUUUGAUUUUAUUUUUGGCUGGUAUGUGAAUGUUGAUAUAAUCAAAAUGAUCUGUUAAUUAAGGAAAUUCUGAUAAAGACCCUCCUGAUAUGGAGGACGAUAACUAAGGAUAAUAGGGAACAUGCAGGGAUUUGGCUAUUUUCUGGUGGACUUGUCAAAAUAGACUGACCAGAAUCCCUUGAUUAGUAGAGAAGAUCACAUACAGCCAGCACGUACAGCUACAGCUGUUCAUCCGAGCCGAUAUAUUCUGCCAUUGGGAGUCUUCCAGUCCAGAAAGUUGGAACUUGGAACUUGAGUGCAGGAAUCUUUCAAAGAUAUGUAAAUUGUACUUUGUACAUGAAGCUGGCAACAUAACCAGCGCGUGAAUCACAUUCUGUGGUACUCCGUACUAGUCUAUUUUCACAAUUUCACAGGCAAACUGAAAAGAUUGGGUAUCAUCCAGUCAUUCAUGUGUUGGUGAUACUGGUGGGUUUUAGACUUGCAUUGUUCAUUAGCAUGCACAACUUUCUUGUCAAAAGCGAGGAUGAAGCAGUCUCAAAAAUGGUUACAUUUUUCAUGUCAAAUCACCAAGGUCAAGAUGGUUUUGUCUAUGCCCUAGAAGCUUUCGGAAUGCGUUUAUCUCCGAUCAUGUGGCAUAAAACAGUGUUUUGUCGAAUUUCGGAAACCUAUUCUGGAUGCUCUUUCUUUCUUUUUUUUCCGAAAUUCAGUCCAUUCUUAUCCUGUGGCUUGUUUUUUAGUCUGAAAGAUCAAUCCACCUUACUCCAAUACUCCUGCAGAAGUAGUGCUGCUAGGGAGGAAAAUCAAGAAACACUGUCUUCACCUUUAUGAAGAGAUGUGAAAUGCAAUAUUUGGAGGAACACUGUCAGUUAAAUUGUAAAUGUUUUCCUCCAAGCA